AGAAAUGAUGAUAAAGGUGAAGAAAGAAAAAGAAACAGGAAACAUUUUCUGUUGAAGAAAAAGUCUUCAUGUGUUAAGUUGAUUUUUUCUUCUUCUUUUCUAUUUUAUCCCUUGUGUUGUUUCAUUUAAUUUCUUUUAUUUGAUCUUCUAUUUUUCUAAAUUAUUUAGAUUUACUUGUGUUCUAAACAAUACAAUUAAUUCUGUUUUAAUUCUAAUCAAUUAAGGUGAUUGAUUAGUUUUACUCAAUACUAAUCGGUGGUUAGUUGAUUAGUUGAAUUACUUUUGUUUUAGUUACAAUCAGUUUCUUUUCAAGGUUGGUCAACCAGUCUCUCUCUCUCUCUCUUUUCCCUAUUAUCCAAUCUAAAUAUGGAAAUACGUGUGUUCCUUCAAAAUGGAGUAAAAUUAUCCGUGUUUGCUGUUGCCUUCAAUAGAAGAUGAAAUUUUUCCUCAUUCUCAACGGUCAACAACAUAAAUACUCUUUUUUUGUGUUUUUAUCCUUAAUUUAAUUACUUCAACUCCUGUGACUGAUUGUUGGUAAUCUAUUUUAACAAUAGAAAUGGAAAAUAAUAAGUUUGGAACAAAUCAAUUAUAUGGACCUCAAACCUUUCUUGGAAAUACUUCGUCACGAUCUAAUCACAAUACAAAUCUCCAUCAACAGCAACAACAACAGUUACUAAAUCAACAUUUAUACCAACACCAGUAUCUUUACCAGAAUCAGAGCCAAUUACAGAAACUAAACCAACAACAACCCCAACCACAAUCACAACCAUUUCAACAGCAACAGCAACAAACUAAUCAGCAUCAAUUGAAUAAUGGGAAUAAAAACCGUUCAAGUCCUAAUAUUCCAAAAGAUGUUUUGAUUCCAAAAUGGCUUCCAAAAUGUGGUUACUGUGAUAAAUUAAUCCUCGAAGAACAAUGUACUGAAGCUGAAGAGAAAGUUUGGCAUUUGAAGUGCUUCAAAUGUUUCGAAUGUAAAAAGACACUCGGAGGUCAACAAUAUGUUAUGGCUCGACCAACCGUGUUAAGAUCAAAUGAGACAACUUUUAAUCCGGAAAGUGAAUAUCCUUAUUGUUUAGCUUGUUUCGAUGCCUUUUUUGCUGAACUUUGUGAAGAGUGUGGAGAUAUUAUCGGUUGCGAAAUUGGCUCCAUUAAACAUGAAGGAAGACAUUGGCACGCAAAUGAAGCCUGUUUCAAGUGUAACUUUUGUAAAUCUGCUCUUCUCGGUAAAUUGUUUCUUCCCGCUAACGAUGGUAAAAUUUAUUGUUCGGCUCAAUGUUACCAAUACAUUUUAAAAAUGUACCGUCCAUCCACAACUCGUGAAAAAACUCAAUCACAACCUCCACCACCUCUUCCACCUCCACUUCCACCUUCUUUAUCUACUCGACUCAAUCCAACAACGAUUCCAUCAUCAUCAUCAUCAUCAUCACCUUCCUCUGUCCAGUUACCCGCUCAAGUUUCUCUUUCUUCUACCAAUCAACAACCUUCUCCACCUACUCAUCCUCAUCCUCAUCAUCAUCUACAACAACAACUACCACAUCAACAUCAAACUUUGCCUAAACUCCAACCAACUCAAUUGGUUCCGAUAUCAACAACACCGGUUCCUCAAGAAAGGACAACCAUUAGCCGUGAACAAUCAACUGAUCAUUCAUCAGUUUUGAAACCUCAUUCAUCAUCUCCAUCUUCAUCUUCCGAAAGUACACCUCUUCUCACUCGCACUUCCACCCUAAUCAAUGAUAAACCCGACGUAAUACAAAACUAUCUGAUUUCACCAGAAGAAGAGGAAAAAAAGAAAGAUGAGAAAGAAAAGGUUACCAAAGAAAGUUCACCAUCAACUCCUCCAAUUACAACAACAAUCAUAGAUUCAGCUAUUACCCAAGAGAAGGAAAUUUUAUCAUCAUCUUCAUCACUCCCAAUUAAAGUUUCCACAAAUGAUCCUAACUUAACCUCUACAAUACAAAAGAUAUGCCCAAAGAGUGUCACCUUUGACCCAAGUGUAAAGGAAAACGAAUCCAAUAGAAAAUGUCGUUCAGUUAAAAAGGUUAUUAAAGAUGAUGAUUGUUGUUCGACUUGUUCAUCUCAUUCAUCAUCUUCCUCAGAUGAUGAAUUUGAUUAUGAUCUCAUGGAUGCUCGUCGACGCCAAUGGAUCGCUGGUACUCGCAUUCAUUAUGUAGCUGCAACUGCUCAGCCAACAUCAUCUUCAUCUUCAUCAACACUUCCCAAGACAAAGAAUCGCUCAAAAUCCAAUGAUUCUAAUCACUCAAAGACAAAAACACUCCAUCGGCCAAUUAAACGAUUCCAAGAUUGUUCACUUAAUUGGGCUGAAAUUUUACGAAGUAAAUUGAAAGGUCGCUGAGUUUAUUUUUAUA
Molecule: messenger RNA, 2366 nt
Organism: Panonychus citri (citrus red mite)
Lineage: Eukaryota; Metazoa; Arthropoda; Arachnida; Trombidiformes; Tetranychidae
Product: protein prickle-like
Exons: 4
Coding region: 557-2353 (598 amino acids)
Source: RefSeq, a predicted model, not a curated record